AUGCCGCGAAACGCACAUAGCCGAAAUGAUAUCCUAUAUGUUAUGCAACCAAUGCGCACUCUCAUGCUCGCAGUGGGUGUCUGGCCGUGUAGGGGCGGAAAAAUAUCCGUAUUUCGAAAAAUUUACAACCUUCUUCUAAACUUUAGCUCUAAUUUUCUUUACGCCUGUGAAUUUAUACCCGGUGGUAUUUAUUGGCUAUUGGAAGAGUCGGUGCGUAUGCGACUUCAAAUGGGCCCUCUUCUCCUUUAUGUCUUCAUGUCUGCCAUUCAAUAUGAUAUUCUUCUGUCUCGCAAUGGAAACAUCAGACAAUGCUGGAAGCAUGUUGAGGAAGAUUGGGAAAAUAUCUUCAGUCUGGAUGCGCGUAUUAUUAUGUUCAAGUGCGCGAAGUCUGCAAGGUUCCUGAUUUUGAUCUGUGGAGCUCUUAUGUACACUGGUGCAUUUAUGUAUCGAAUAAUCUUGCCACUGUCUUUGGGAGAAAUUGUAACCGAUCAAAAUGUCACGAUAAGACCCUUGGCCUGUCCUGUUAAUUUUUUAUUUAUCGAUGCACAAGUUAGUCCCUUUUACGAAAUACUGUUUGUAUCUCAAUCAAUAACGGGAUUCCUUAUAGUUUCGGUUGCCACGAGUGCAUACGGUCUUCUAGCAUAUUUCGUGGAGCAUGCCAGCGGUCAGAUGAAGAUUCUGAUCUGCCUGAUGAAAGGCCUUGUCCAAGAGCAAUGGAAAAAAGAGAACGAAAUAAAUAAGAAGUUAGCUGAAGUAGUGGAACAUCAAAUACGAGUACGCAAUUUUCUUCAAAUGGUGGAAUACACCAUGCAAGAAAUAUGUUUGGUAGAAAUAAUGGUGAAUACUUUAUCUAUUUGUCUCCUGUUGUACUUUGUAAUAUUGGAUUGGAACACUAGUAAUUUUGGAGUUAUAGGUUCUUAUGCAUUAAACAUUGUGAACGUGACAAUUCAUAUAUUUCUAUUUUGUUACGUCGGUGAACAACUGAACGACCAGGCGGAAAAAGUAGCAAUUGAAUCCCGCGAGCUCGAAUGGUAUCAUCUUCCGGAGAAAAAAAUGCGUAGUGUCGUUCUGCUGAUGGUCAUGUCUAACCGUCCACUUAAAAUCUCUGCUGGCAAGAUCAUGGAGCUAUCAUUGAAGACAUUUGGUGAUAUUAUUAAAACAUCUGGGGCUUACUUUAACAUGUUGCGAAAUGUAACUGAGUGA
Odontomachus brunneus is the source of this 1203-nucleotide messenger RNA. Its product is annotated as odorant receptor 4-like. Gene Ontology annotation, biological process: sensory perception of smell; detection of chemical stimulus involved in sensory perception of smell. Gene Ontology annotation, cellular component: plasma membrane. Lineage: Eukaryota; Metazoa; Arthropoda; Insecta; Hymenoptera; Formicidae. Bases 1 to 1203 code for a protein of 400 amino acids. Gene Ontology annotation, molecular function: odorant binding; olfactory receptor activity. The transcript is spliced from 5 exons. The record is from RefSeq and is a predicted model, not a curated record.